AUCUUUGCAUAUUCCUUCUUGGAAGAUCAAGUUUGUUCUCUUCGUCGCAAAGCGGCGAUGGCCGCCACUGCCGCCGCUGCGUCUAGCGCCACAUUCGCGCUGGGACGAUCUUCUUCUGGCGUCUCGCAGCUUCGUCCAGCUCGGGGAAGUUCUCCCUUGCUCAUCGCCGGCAAGAGGAAAUCGGCAAGAAUUUCGGCAACAUUGCUGACAGAGAAGCCAAAUUCGCCAGCGCCAGCAUCGCAGGAGCCAGAAUCUUUGCCAGGGAAUGAAGAACAACAGGAAGAAGCUCGAUUGGCGAGCAGCUCGAGCUCAUCUAGCUCCGACAAGCCCGAGUCGUGGAUCAUUCGGGUGGAGCAAGGUUUCAAUCUGUUCGCUACGGAUUUUGUAAUAGCAAUCUUAGAUCGACUGUAUGCUGACCGGGACUACGCAAGAUUUUACGUUCUCGAAACAAUCGCAAGAGUUCCUUACUUCGCUUUUGUGUCUGUUCUUCACAUGUAUGAGAGUUUCGGGUGGUGGAGACGAGCAGACUAUCUCAAAGUACAUUUCGCUGAGAGCUGGAAUGAGCUCCAUCACUUACUCGUCAUGGAGGCUUUGGGUGGAGAUGAGCGAUGGUUUGAUCGCUUCCUCGCUCAACACAUCGCCGUAGCUUACUACUUCCUCACUUCGCUUAUGUACACCAUCAGUCCACGCAUGGCAUAUCACUUCUCCGAAUGCGUGGAGAAACACGCGUUCUCAACUUACGACAAGUUCAUCAAGGCCCAUGGAGAGGAGCUAAAGAAGCUUCCCGCUCCACAGGUUGCCGUGGAUUACUACACGAAAGGCGACCUUUACAUGUUUGACGAGUUCCAAACAGACAGGCUUCCUGAAACACGACGGCCAAGAGUCGAUAAUCUCUAUGACGUGUUUGUCAACAUCCGAGAAGACGAAUGGGAGCACUGCAAGACGAUGAAGGCCUGCCAAGUUCGCGGCAACCUCCAUUCCCCUCACUCCACAAAGCUCAAAGAUCUUCCAGACGAAGCACAAGAUGAAAAGGAAGAUGAAGAAGACGAAGAAGAAGUGGCCGAAUGCGCGGGCAUAGUGGAGUGCGCGAUUACAGCAACAUCACACGCGGAGCGAGUACGCAAGAAGAGCACGGCAUUGCUCAAGCAAUGAGUGCUUAUACGAUCACUAAAGCGAUCAUCGGAAGUAUAUAGAUCGAAAGAUUGAUAACUUCAAUCCGCCAGCAGGCCUCUGUAAAAGAUAGGCCUCUGUAAAAGAUAACGCACCUUCUUCUUUU
Molecule: messenger RNA, 1276 nt
Organism: Selaginella moellendorffii
Lineage: Eukaryota; Viridiplantae; Streptophyta; Lycopodiopsida; Selaginellales; Selaginellaceae
Product: ubiquinol oxidase 4, chloroplastic/chromoplastic
Exons: 10
Coding region: 58-1152 (364 amino acids)
Biological process (GO): alternative respiration
Cellular component (GO): thylakoid; mitochondrion
Molecular function (GO): alternative oxidase activity
Source: RefSeq, a predicted model, not a curated record